AAAAAACGCUCAACAAAUCAGUGAAAAUGUCAAAAACAAUCCUCAUCACCGGUGCCACUGGAAAACAAGGCGGAGGGGUAAUCAAUGCCCUCCUCGCUCAAGACGCAGAUGUCGAGAUCCUCGCUGUAACCCGGAAUACUUCGUCCGGAAGUGCACAGAAUUUGCAGCAAAAGGACCCUUCGAAGAUUAAGCUAGUUGGGGGGAAUCUGGAUUAUCCGGAGGGUAUCUUUGCGAAUGCGAAGAAAGUCACCUCGCAGCCUAUUUGGGGGGUGUUUGCUGUCCAGUCCCCCAUCCCCGGAAGUUCCGACCAAUCGCGCGAAGAAAACCAAGGCAAAGCGCUCGUCGACGCAGCGCUGAAAAACUCCGUCCAACUUUUCGUCUACACCUCCGUCGACCGCGGCGGUGACGAAGCCUCUUACGAUAAUCCAACACCUAUCCCACACUUUAUCAGCAAGCAUAACAUAGAGCACCAUCUUGUCGAACAGGCAAAGGGUACGAAUAUGUCCUGGACGAUUCUCCGCCCCGUGGCGUUUAUGGAUAACUUUACGCCGGACUUUGCUGGGAAGGUAUUUACGACGGCGUGGAAGAUUGCUGUUCAGGAUAAACCGCUACAGCUAGUCUCUGUUGAGGAUAUAGGCUUCUUUGCCGCGCAGGCGUUUUUGAAUCUUGAAAUUUAUAAAGGGAAGUGUAUUUCGCUAGCAGGUGAUGAACUUACAUUUGAGCAGUUCGGGAGGGUGUUCAAGGAGAAGACUGGGGAUGAUCUGCCCAUGACAUUCGAGUUCGUGGCACACAUAUUGUUGUGGUGGAUGCCGGAUUUCGGGGAGAUGCUUAAAUGGUUUCAUCAGAAGGGUUAUCGAGCUGAUAUUAAGGCGUUGCGGAAUUUGCAUCCGGGGAUGAGGGAUUUUGGGGCGUGGCUUAGGAUUGAGAGUGGGUUUGAGACAAAGUAGCUUUUCUUUCUUUCUUUCUUUCUUUCUUUUUUUUUUUUUUU
Molecule: messenger RNA, 988 nt
Organism: Aspergillus ruber CBS 135680
Lineage: Eukaryota; Fungi; Ascomycota; Eurotiomycetes; Eurotiales; Aspergillaceae
Product: NmrA-like family protein
Exons: 2
Coding region: 27-947 (306 amino acids)
Source: RefSeq, a predicted model, not a curated record